Messenger RNA from Anguilla rostrata (American eel), 1404 nucleotides. RefSeq names its product purine-rich element binding protein Aa (gene puraa). Bases 256 to 1113 code for a protein of 285 amino acids. The transcript is spliced from 2 exons. The record is from RefSeq and is a predicted model, not a curated record. Gene Ontology annotation, biological process: regulation of transcription by RNA polymerase II. Gene Ontology annotation, molecular function: RNA polymerase II transcription regulatory region sequence-specific DNA binding; purine-rich negative regulatory element binding; DNA-binding transcription factor activity, RNA polymerase II-specific. NCBI's taxonomy places the organism in Eukaryota, Metazoa, Chordata, Actinopteri, Anguilliformes, Anguillidae. Gene Ontology annotation, cellular component: nucleus.
CUCCAUGCCACGACUUGCUGUUUCGUUCCAUCUUGUGUAGCGGCGAAUCAGUGAAGCAGCGCCGCGGCUGUGUUGACAGUAGGCCUCCCUAGCCUGCAAUACUUCACCUUCGUCUCUUGCCGUGUCUGUCUGCGACGGGGCUGCGCAGUGGUUCUGUAGCACUCUGUCAGCACACCCAGCGGAUCUCGCGAGAGCGGUGGCGUGGCUGGCUGGCAGUGGGGCUGCAGCAGACAGAGGGAGAAGGCAGGCAGCAUCAUGGCGGACAGAGACAGUGGAAGUGAGCAGGGAGGAGCAGCUACAGGCCCGGGCGUCGGUUCCUUACACCCAGUGACAGGAGGGGCGGGUUCGGUUUCCGGGCUGCAGCACGAGACGCAAGAGCUAGCCUCGAAGCGGGUUGACAUUCAGAAUAAACGUUUCUAUCUGGACGUAAAGCAGAACGCAAAGGGCCGCUUCUUGAAGAUAGCCGAGGUCGGGGCCGGAGGAAAUAAGAGCCGCCUCACACUCUCCAUGUCCGUGGCUGUUGAGUUCCGUGACUACCUGGGGGAUUUCAUCGAACAUUAUGCUCAGUUAGGGCCCAGCAACCCGGACAUAGCACAGGAUGAGCCCCGACGGGCGCUAAAGAGCGAAUUUCUGGUGAGAGAGAAUCGGAAGUAUUACAUGGAUCUGAAAGAGAACCAGAGGGGCCGGUUUCUGAGGAUUCGACAGACCGUGAACCGGGGCCCGGGAUUGGGAUCCACGCAAGGCCAGACCAUCGCUCUUCCUGCACAGGGACUUAUUGAGUUUCGUGACGCUUUGGCCAAGCUUAUCGAUGACUACGGUGUGGAGGACGAACCGGCGGAGUUGCCGGAGGGAACCUCCUUGACUGUGGAUAACAAACGGUUUUUCUUCGACGUGGGUUCCAAUAAGUAUGGGGUGUUCAUGAGGGUUAGCGAGGUGAAGCCAACGUACCGCAACUCUAUCACGGUGCCCUACAAAGUGUGGUCCAAAUUCGGUAAUACCUUCUGUAAGUACGCGGAUGAAAUGAAGAAAAUCCAGGAGAAGCAGCGAGAGAAAAGGGCAUGCGAGCUACAGCAGCAGCAAGAGGAGCACGGUGAUGACGGAGACGAUGAUUGAUAAACAGAGCAAAAAAAAAAAAAAACAUGCAAAAAGAGAAAAUCACAAAAAGAGAAAUUAUAAUUAAAAAGAAACUUUACUGUAAAAAAGAAACAUAAAGAUUUAACUAUCUGUUUAUCUCCAAGGGAGCACCACCCACCCACACACCAGACUGACAGUUACGACUUGUUUCCACUCAUCGCUGGAUGUUACCCACCUAUCCACCAUUAAAACAGUAAGCAGCUGCUAAAACAAAGUAAUAACAUUAUAUAUGAACUGUGUUUCCUACUUGAUUAAAUGAUAAAGAACUGA